This is a messenger RNA of Lutzomyia longipalpis, 4603 nucleotides long. RefSeq lists its product as uncharacterized. The record is from RefSeq and is a predicted model, not a curated record. Gene Ontology annotation, biological process: proteolysis. The transcript has 5 exons. The coding region runs from base 748 to 4074 and encodes 1108 amino acids. Gene Ontology annotation, molecular function: aspartic-type endopeptidase activity. Lineage: Eukaryota; Metazoa; Arthropoda; Insecta; Diptera; Psychodidae.
UUCCGUUAAAUUUCACCCAAUCAAAUUUGAAAAUAUUCAUCGCCCCCUUCCAUGAUCUCAGCGCCAAGAUCAACUCUACCGGAUUUUGAUGUCAUAUUGAGCAAUCGCUCAAGAUGACAACUAUAUACACACAUAACCACUUCCGGUUGGGCGUUCAGAGUGAACAGAUUGAAAUUCUCAGUGGAUAUUUCCAAAAAUUAAAUUAUCGUUCAAAAUUGUCGUGAAAAAUCAAAUAAGAAAUUAAAAUAUUGUUAAAUAGUUGUGUGAGGUGCAGGGAAAAUUAUUAUUGUUAAAUAAAGUUGGUGGAUUGUGUCAAGAAAAUUGGAUUUUCCUUCCACCGCGUUGCGGACCGUGUUGCAUCAUCCUCAUCGGCUUUGGGGCGCUAUUUCUCCGGCUGCUGCAAUCGACAAAAUUUCUGGCCUUCGCGCCGGACCAAGGACCAAGGAUUAAUUAUCUUUUUACCUGUAUAUUUCAAGGUGAGAAGGGGGAUCAUUGUGGAGAAGCUUUGGAGGAGCUUUUGGGCUGAAGGAGUGAGGAGGCAAUUCUAAUUCUUUUUCUUUUCCGACUACACUUUACAAAGGUGCGAAUAUCAGAGCUUGUGAGGGGCGAAUCAGUAGUGAGAAGAGAGGCACAUUUCUUUAUCUUAAUUAUUUCUUUCUUUCAACACAAAUCUCAAAGGUACGUGUGACAUAAUUUCUGGUCGUCUUCGAGCCUUCAUUGGGAAGGAAUCAGCUAGAGCUCGCAACCAUGAUCUUCAGGCAGAGAGGUGGCAUUGUUUCAACCAUCACCCGCAUUGAGGGAUUAGUGAAUGGCCUCACCGAAUCAGAAAUACCCCUCCUGGGGACACGUGAGGUCCUGGAAUCCCAGUUGAGGCUUGUGGGGCAAAUGAGAAACAAGUUUCUGGUGGUGCAAACAACAAUCAUCACUGAUCAAAAGGAUGAGGAGAAAAAGAAGACUGAAGUGGAGUACCAAAAGGAAAUUCUCGACAGGUGUGAUGCGCUUACACUCAACAUCACAUCUAUGCUUCAACAGGCCCCUUCUGAUCCAGCUGGUGAGUCCAAAUCAGAUUUAUGCGAUUUCAUGCGCGAGAUUAUGCAACAGAAUCAAAAAUACAUGAUGGACCUUGUGAAUGCCCUCUCACAUGGCCAAGGAAGUGGCCAAAUCCCCAAUUAUCAUCCUCCUACCGUCACGAAAUUGCCCCAAAUACAGCUCCCAGCGUUUGAUGGAAAAUAUAGCGACUGGCUAUCAUUUAGAGACCGAUUUCAAUCCUCCGUUAUUGACCACCCCGCCCUGUCUGAUGUACAGAAGCUUGAUUAUCUAAAGUCUGCCCUCACCUCCCACGCUGCCUCCACAAUCAAGCACCUGAGUACCACCGCAACAAAUUUUCCUAUCGCAUGGGACCUCUUAGUGCAACGAUUUGAACGGAAAAAUGAAAUUGUUGCUGACCACAUUCGAUCCCUUUAUUCCAUCCCCCGUGUGAGUUCAUCCGACACCCAAGCCAUGCACCAAGUCUACAACACCCUGUCUGAAAGUGUGAUGGCCCUAGAUGCAAUGGAGAUUACAGGAAGAGAUCCAUGGAUUGUCCAAUUUGUGCUAGAUAAAUUGGAUACCGAAUCAAAGGUGUUAUGGGGACGCGAAUGUGGAACUGAUGUGCCCUCUUUACCCAUGUUCAAGAAGUUUCUUAUGCAGAGAUGUGUUGAUGCCCAAAAUUCCACUGAGAAUCCUACCACUGAGAACGACAGCCCUACCCCAAGAAACCAAAGGUUUGCCAAAUCAAAUGUUCACCAACGCCAACUUGCUGUAACCCAAUCGGAAGCUCCCAAACCAAACUGUCAAUGCUGUGCACAGGCCCUACAUCCUUUGUACAGAUGUCCAAAGUUCUUGUCGAUGUCCGCCUUCGAGAGAUAUGAUGUGGUUAAACGCCUUGGCCUUUGUAGAAACUGCCUAGAUCCUCACAUGACCAACAGCUGUACCUUCCGAGUAUGCCGAAAAUGCCAAGGCAAACACAACAUUCUUCUCCACGAAAAGUUUGUCAAUGAAACCAAUCCAACCAAUCCAACCAAUCCGCCCAAUCCAUCCGUUCCUACAACACCACCAAACCCAACGACCCAGAAUGUAAGCGAACCCUCGCCUCCAAAUUCCGCGUCUCUGGUGGGGGUUGCUUCUGCCCAGAGAACUCGAGUAUAUUUGAUGACCGCCAGGGUAGAUGUACUUGAUGUUGAUGGGAGAAGAGUUCCGUGCCGUCUGCUUCUCGAUGGAGGAGCGGAAGUGAAUGUCAUCACCAGUGAGCUUGCCCAGAAGCUCAGAAUCCCAAAACGCCAAUCCAAUGUUGCAGUUGUUGGGGUGGGAGGUCACCAGACCAAGAUUCGCCACCAAAUGACUGCCACCAUUUGCUCCCAAAUAUCUGAACACACCUUCACAUUUGAAUGCCAGGUCAUGCCCAAGGCCACGGGCAACAUACCUGGCUGGAUCACCGACAAAAUGCAGUACGACAUUCCACAACAUGUGACCCUCGCUGAUCCGCUUUGGGCUGACCAGAAGCCCAUUGAUAUCAUCGUUGGUGGAGAUGUCUUCUGGUUUAGUCUCCUCACAAAUGUGAUUUCUCUUGGCCCAGGAAUGCCCCAUUUGAGAGAGACUGUCUUUGGGUAUGCCAUUGUGGGGGAACAACACUCUGUGCCUACCAACGGGGGCGUUGUUUGCCAUACUACCACAUCAACAUUGGAAAAUACCUCAGAGGGAUUGCAAAACAAUAUUUCAGUUACCCAUGAGACAGAAUUCGCGGAAGGGAAUGUCGUCGAUACACAUUCAUGCACACCAGAAGAUAGAUUUUCCGUGAAUUUGCCCUACAAAGGAAAUCCCGUGCUUGGAGAAUCUCAUUGUCAAGUAAUUUCCCACUUACCACAAGAAGUCCCAUCCAAUGCUUGCACGGAAGUCACUCAGCAUCAGUGUGAGGCGAAGUUCUUGCUGAUCGAAGCAACUGUCCAGGAAGAUUCAGAUGCAAUUUCACUAAAGAAGGAUGACUCCAAUUGCGUCCAUUUGUGGAAAUCUGUGCCCAAGGCAAAUGAGACGCAACCUCAAAUGAAUCCAGGCGAUGAUGCUAAAUCCAUCCAACAACAUUUUCCCAGGAAUCGCGGGAAUAUUGCCUCAGGAUUGUUCUGGGAUUCCAUUCCGGAAAAGUGUCUCCUUUCUUCUCUUCUGGACGGCACCCAGGAGGUGGAAAUCAAGCGUAGUAUAGCAACCAUCGUCUCAAAGUUGAGGAUCCCUUGGAAUGUGAGUCCGCCUGGGAAUGUUAUUCAAGCGCGAAAUGGCUGUUCUCAGGAAUUGUUGCAUCCGGCCUUGUUCAAACCACCUUGGUGGAUUCCAUGCUUCACCCUUCCAGUCACAGCUGAUCUUUUGUGUUGUGAUCCAAAUGUUAAAGCCUACGGAAGAAAAACUUACGCUACAAUGCUCAACGAAAACUACAUGACACUCUUCAUAUCCAAUUCCAAAGCAAACCCUGCACAUUUCAUACCCCGGGGAGUAUUUUCAUCCAAAUUCCGGGGCAAUGAUUUGUGGUUGAAGAUUCUAAACUGGCCUGUUAAACCUCCAAAGUGUUGGUCAGUCCCAUUCAUUGAUUAUCCAAGGAGAAUUGUAGCACAAUGCUGGAACCUAAUCCAUCGAUUUCAUACGGUGAACUACUCCGGAUUCAUAGUGCUGCGGAUUGUUAGAAAACUCUUGAAGGCACUUGUGAGAAAACACCCAAAUUUGUUGUCAAAGAAUCUGAUCAUUCUGCCCAUUCCCAAAAAUAACCUCAAGUUGUUCAACAUACUGCCGACCCUGACAUCUGUGUGUGUUGAGUGCAUAAGGUUUGCAACCCGGGGAGGUGUGGAAAAGGUGGAACACAAGAUCAUUCAUACCUUCAUCAAAGCGAGAAUUUAUGCGACGCAUUCCGGACUUCAUACAUUUCACACUCAGCAUGAGGAUUCUGGACUUCCUUUCGGUAGUCCAGCCCGGGGAGAAUGUUGCGGCCGCAAGUUAAAUUCCGUUAAAUUUCACCCAAUCAAAUUUGAAAAUAUUCAUCGCCCCCUUCCAUGAUCUCAGCGCCAAGAUCAACUCUACCGGAUUUUGAUGUCAUAUUGAGCAAUCGCUCAAGAUGACAACUAUAUACACACAUAACCACUUCCGGUUGGGCGUUCAGAGUGAACAGAUUGAAAUUCUCAGUGGAUAUUUCCAAAAAUUAAAUUAUCGUUCAAAAUUGUCGUGAAAAAUCAAAUAAGAAAUUAAAAUAUUGUUAAAUAGUUGUGUGAGGUGCAGGGAAAAUUAUUAUUGUUAAAUAAAGUUGGUGGAUUGUGUCAAGAAAAUUGGAUUUUCCUUCCACCGCGUUGCGGACCGUGUUGCAUCAUCCUCAUCGGCUUUGGGGCGCUAUUUCUCCGGCUGCUGCAAUCGACAAAAUUUCUGGCCUUCGCGCCGGACCAAGGACCAAGGAUUAAUUAUCUUUUUACCUGUAUAUUUCAAGGUGCGAAUAUCAGAGCUUGUGAGGGGCGAAUCAGUAGUGAGAAGAGAGGCACAUUUCUUUAUCUUAAUUAUUUCUUUCUUUCAACACAAAUCUCAAAGGUACGUGUGA